GCCCGCGGAGCGUGUGCGCUCUGGUGGGACGCACUGGGCGCGCGGGGCGCGAGUCGCAGUCGGAUGUUGACCACAGCGCGGGACGGAGCGCGAAGUGAGCGCCUGCUGGGUGCAGAGACCCUGGCCAGCGGCGCCCCGCCCUGCUAGAGCACGUCCCUGGCAAUUGAGGAGCAAGGAGCAGAGCGGCGCCCCGAGCCGGGAUUCCUUCCUUCAACCGGCGAUUUUUGCGCCUCGGAGCCAGGCUCUGCAAGCAGCGCACUUCCUGACCAUCGUGGAGCCGCGGUGCCCGUAGAAGUCCAUUUUCCGAGCUCCCCAAGAGAGACAACCCCAAGGCGAGGGUGUUGAGAGAGCUGCCGAAGAGUCAGGGGCGUGGAGGAGCAAGACAUGUUUUUUCAGCUGCGUCUUAGAAGGGGAAAAUUCCCUGUCAUCAUCCUAGAGGCAACGACCCUGAAAUGUGACCAGGAUUGACAGGCAAGGCAGAGGCCUGCGUGUCUUGGGGUUGAUGAUUAGAAUAUGCUAAAGAGCCAGUGCUUUCCCUGAAGGAAUUUAGGGAUGAGCUGGUACUGGUGACAGUGACCUGGAGCAAGAGAGUCAAAAAGACAACUUAGAAAGCAAGAGGAACCUUGCCUGGGGCUAACGCCAAUCACCAAAGGGAAAUUCCUGCCGCGAAUGUUUUCCAUCCCUAAGGGAAUGCUGGUGAGAUCCUGGGACUGGGCCUGGGCUGCCUGUGAGGAUAAAUUGGAUUGACUUCCUGCCCUUGCUUUCUACUUGAGGGGCAUCAAGCCCUGAUGUGCAUUCCUUCUGCAAGAUGACUCUGAACACCUCCAGCAUGGAUGAGACUGGUCUGGUCAUGGAGAGAGACUUCUCCUUCCGCAUCCUGACAGCCUGUUUCCUGUCACUGCUCAUCCUGUCCACUCUGCUGGGGAACACCUUGGUCUGUGCUGCUGUCAUCAGGUUCCGACACCUGCGGUCUAAGGUGACCAACUUCUUCGUCAUUUCCUUAGCUGUGUCAGAUCUCUUGGUGGCCGUCUUGGUCAUGCCCUGGAAAGCUGUGGCUGAGAUUGCUGGCUUUUGGCCCUUCGGGUCCUUCUGUAACAUUUGGGUAGCCUUUGACAUCAUGUGCUCCACCGCAUCCAUCCUUAACCUCUGUGUGAUCAGCGUGGACAGGUACUGGGCUAUCUCCAGCCCCUUUCAGUAUGAGCGGAAGAUGACGCCCAGGGCAGCUUUCAUUCUAAUCAGCAUAGCUUGGACUUUGUCUGUUCUCAUCUCUUUCAUCCCCGUGCAGCUCAGCUGGCACAAGGCAAAACCCAUGAGCCCUUCCGAUGGGAAUGCUACUUUCUUCGAAGAGGCUCCAGACAACUGUGACACCAGAUUGAGCAGGACAUAUGCUAUUUCAUCUUCCCUAAUAAGCUUUUACAUCCCAGUGGCCAUCAUGAUUGUGACCUAUACUAGUAUCUACAGAAUCGCCCAGAAACAAAUACGGCGCAUCUCGGCCUUGGAAAGGGCAGCCGUGCAUGCCAAGAAUUGCCAGACCACCACAGGUAAUGGAAAUGUCGAAUGUUCUCAGUCAGAGAGCUCCUUUAAGAUGUCCUUCAAAAGAGAGACUAAAGUUUUGAAGACUCUGUCUGUGAUCAUGGGCGUGUUUGUGUGCUGUUGGCUCCCUUUCUUCAUCUCAAACUGCAUGGUGCCCUUCUGUGAGUCUGGGGAGACCCAGCCCUUCUGCAUUGACUCAAUCACCUUUGAUGUGUUUGUAUGGUUUGGGUGGGCUAAUUCUUCCUUGAACCCCAUCAUUUAUGCCUUUAACGCUGAUUUUCAGAAGGCAUUUUCAACUCUCUUAGGAUGCUACAGACUUUGUCCUACCACGAAUAAUGCCAUAGAGACAGUCAGCAUCAAUAACAAUGGGGCUGUGGUGUUUUCCAGCCAUCAUGAGCCACGAGGCUCCAUCUCCAAGGAAUGCAAUCUGGUUUACCUGAUCCCACAUGCGGUAGGUUCCUCUGAGGACCUGAAAAAGGAGGAGGCAGGGGGAAUAGCCAAACCCCUGGAGAAGCUGUCCCCAGCCCUAUCAGUCAUAUUGGAUUAUGACACUGAUGUCUCUCUAGAGAAAAUCCAGCCCAUCACACACAAUGGACAGCACCCGACCUGAACGCCUAGAGGAAUCCUGGCAUGCAAAAGCUAAAGGAGAUUUCUUUGGAGCUUGCUGUUAGGAAUCAGGGUCUGGUGAGAAAGUGAGAUGUCAAGAUAGCCUUCUGCUGCUUUCAAACAGACAACUAAGUAUAUUUUCAAAUACAUUCCAGUGUGUUUUCUGUUGUUCAUAACCCAUCAAACAGGGACAUUUGGGAAACCACAGGGACACGUCUUUGACUCCAAAAUCAUUUUUGAAACUGUUGUCUUAGGAUGUAUGAACAACUUCACUUAAAAGUCAAACCUUUCUGGAGAGGAAGUGAGAAGGGUUGAGUUUGCAGUAUACAAACAGGUGCUAAAACAGUUGCAAGCAAAGUUUUCAGAUUGUAAAGGUAGGUGCAUGCCUUCAUAAAUUAUUUCUAAAAAAAUUGAGCCUUAUAGUAGGAAUGGGUUUCUUUUUUCAGAAUUGAGAGAUGCUUUGUUGAUACUGAUUUUAUUUAUUUAUUGUAUUAUAUGUAUAUUUUAAAGCUAUCGUAAUCUAUAUUUAUCAUAUUUAAUAGAAUAAACAAUGAGUUAUCUGAGAUUGAGCUGUCCGUUGAUCUAGCACUUUAUAAGCCAAUGAAGCAAACACAGACUCUGAUUCUAAAUGUUCAUGAAUAACUUCUAGAAACACAAAAGAGGCUGACAGGAAAUGAAGUUGAUAAAAUACACUGGCAUUAAUAAAUACAAGGUGAGAGUUGACAAAUGCUGUGAAUGUUUUUCUUUCCCCUAAAAUGAUUUUGAAAAAAAUAUAGCUACUAUUGUGUUCUAAAUGUUCUAAAUGGCAAAGUCUUUUCCCAGGAGAAUUUGCAGUUCUGUAAAUAUCUUAUUUGAAAUCUAGCUUAAGAAGAACACAGCUUUGCAUUUAUAAUCUUAGGUGGUAAGGAAAAGUAUAUGCCACUUUGUAUUUAUGUAAAAUAAUUGGCCUUUUCUGUCUUUCCUCAUUUCAUGCUUCAAAUAGCUUUUCUGAGCCAAACGAAUGGCAGUCUUGGAUAGAGAUAUGUAGCAAGGACAGUGAAUUUCCUCAAUUCUGGGGUCACAGUAGCCCCACAGAUGGACAGAGCUCAAACCCCACAUCUUUGUUUUCCCAGGUCAAACCAAGCCACCCUUGGGGCUAAUUUUGUAGUGCUUUAACCUGAACUUAGAACUGACUUUUAAAAAACAUGAUCUUUAAAUGUUAAUAUUAUGCUAACUAAUGAACAGUGCCUCAUUAUCCUUAAAGAAGGUACAGUACUUUUGUUGAUGGAAAGAAUGGGAGACCCCAUUCUCUUUGGGUGUGUUAAGCACCCCAAAGCCAUCAGCAUCUCUCUGAUGAAUGUUGUCGCUUCUCUGUGCUUUGGAAUCAGAUUCCCUUGUCAUAGUGUGGACUGUAAAAAGCCUCCCUUGCCAGAUACUUAACUUCUGAGGGGUAUUUCAACAGAGUUUUUUUUUCUUCAUGUUUACAAGGUAGUGUUCUUGAUAAGCAACUGACUUAACAUGUAGAUGAAAUUGGUAAAAAGAACAAAAAUCUACUGAAGAAUAUUUCCUGGAUCAGGUCUGUGUUAUAUAUGUAUUGUGAAUGUUUUCUUAAUUUUUCUGCCUGUAUGCUUUCUUACAUAUAAUAAAACUAUUUUGUGAACUCAAA
This is a messenger RNA of Cavia porcellus (domestic guinea pig), 3784 nucleotides long. It is a transcript of the gene Drd1, whose product is annotated as dopamine receptor D1. The coding region runs from base 809 to 2143 and encodes 444 amino acids. Gene Ontology annotation, cellular component: plasma membrane. The transcript is spliced from 3 exons. NCBI's taxonomy places the organism in Eukaryota, Metazoa, Chordata, Mammalia, Rodentia, Caviidae. Gene Ontology annotation, biological process: adenylate cyclase-activating adrenergic receptor signaling pathway; vasodilation; G protein-coupled dopamine receptor signaling pathway. Gene Ontology annotation, molecular function: G protein-coupled receptor activity; dopamine neurotransmitter receptor activity, coupled via Gs. The record is from RefSeq and is a predicted model, not a curated record.